This is a messenger RNA of Amphimedon queenslandica, 1584 nucleotides long. RefSeq names its product DEAD-box ATP-dependent RNA helicase 22-like. The transcript is spliced from 5 exons. Gene Ontology annotation, molecular function: nucleic acid binding; ATP binding; RNA helicase activity. Gene Ontology annotation, cellular component: cytosol. The record is from RefSeq and is a predicted model, not a curated record. Bases 15 to 1367 code for a protein of 450 amino acids. NCBI's taxonomy places the organism in Eukaryota, Metazoa, Porifera, Demospongiae, Haplosclerida, Niphatidae.
CUUAUGAAUUAUUCAUGAACACGUGCAGUCUCAUGAUGCUCCUGUUAAAAUGGAGGGCAUGCUCAUCUGCUUCAUCUAGCAGCUUUAAAGAUCUUGGUAUUAUUCCUUAUCUCUGUGAUAAGCUCUCUUCAUCAUUUAAUAUUAAAUCUCCAACUCAUAUCCAGAGUAAAUGUUUGGUGCCUGCAUUGAAUGGUAAUCAUGUAGUGGCUAAUGCAGAAACUGGAUCAGGAAAGACACUAUGCUUCUUGCUCCCAAUACUUCAGAGACUGAUACAUCUUUCUACCACUAAUGAGCAAGUCUCAUCACCAAUUGCUCUUGUGAUGGUCCCCACUGCUGAUCUAGCACAUCAGAUUAAUCACUAUUUUCAAGACCUUUCAAAAGAUUACGGGUUUCAUUCUAGUGUUGCUUAUUCCAAUCGUCCUCUUCUAAUGACAAACCCGACCCAUCUCGUAGUGACCACACCAACCUUUAUCUUCCAGUACGAUAUAAAAAAGAUUCUGAGGGGCCUUGAGUUUAUCUGUUAUGACGAGGCAGAUAUUUUGUUUUCUGGAGGACAUGAAAGUGCUUCGAGGGACAUUCUAGAAACUUUUGUUCCACAAUGUAAGAAUAAUUCAUUAAGAAAGGGAGGGACAGAGAGCAAAGAAAGAGUGCAAGUUAUCUUGACAGCUGCUACACUUCCAUCAAAGUCUCCGAAAAGUGUUGGGACUCUACUAAAGCGCUGGCUCCCACGGGAGACAGUAUAUGUGAGUACUGAUAACACUCACCAGGUUCUCUCCAAUAGCCAGUUUAAGUUUGAGUAUUUGGCAGAGAGUGAGGGAACUGACACGAAAUUCCAAACUCUAGUCAAUGAACUGAAGAGAGAUAAGUCUCAGAAAAUACUUGUUUUUUGUAAUACUUUAAGUAAUGUCGAAGAGCUAUACAACAAGCUAGAAGAAUUUACGUGCUCUCCUUCCCCCUCCUCUUCCCUUUGGUGGUCAAACAAGGUUGGACAGCUCCAUAAGCACAUUACUCCAAAGAAGAGAGUUUCAUUAAUUGAAAAUUUCAAGUCUGGUAAUAUCAAGGUUCUCAUUUCAACUGACCUUAGCUCCAGGGGACUUGAUAUACCUGAUAUCAGUUCAGUCAUUAUGUACGACUUUCCUACUGGCACUGUAGGGUUUUUACAUAGAGCCGGUCGAACAGCAAGAGCUGGGAAACCUGGAAAAGUUGUUGCUCUUGUUACUAGUAAAGAUGAAGAUUUAGCUACAGCAAUUGAAGACUCUAUCAAUAAGGAUUCCAUGCACUCCAACUUGAGUCAUCUCUUCAGUCGUAACAAGAUGCUUCGUAGGAAAUUCAAGAAAGAAGCAGCAAAGAAACUCAAUACAUUAUAAAUUAAUUUAUUUAUUAAUCUAUAUACUUACUGUAUCAAGAGUAUAAAAUUACUCUCUACUAUAUUGAUUAAUUGUUUUUCUUUUGUGUGAUGUACAUGUAUGUGUAGAAUUUAGAUAGAUGUCGUAGUAAUUACAGUAGUAGCCAAAAUGAAUUCUUGUGGCCAAUCAAGCUGCAGUGCAUGACAAACCAAUAGAUAAACUUUUUAAUCUAACAAAA